Molecule: messenger RNA, 1657 nt
Organism: Rhododendron vialii
Lineage: Eukaryota; Viridiplantae; Streptophyta; Magnoliopsida; Ericales; Ericaceae
Exons: 4
Coding region: 125-1300 (391 amino acids)
Source: RefSeq, a predicted model, not a curated record
UUUUUGUAUGUAAAUUAACGGACAAAUGUUUUUAAUUAAUCUCAAAUAGUAAUAAUCUGUUCACUCAACCACUCACUCUCUCUCUCUCUCUCUCUCUAUACGAGCAUGGUCCGAUCCAUCGUCGAUGAGAUUGAACCCACCAUCGGGAGGAUACCGACGACUGGCAUUCCACCGGCGGCGAUCACGUUCCACCGCCGGUGAUUCCAUCGGCGGCGACAUGCUGCCCGAAUCCGCCUUCCUCCGCCGCUCCAUCGUCGCCGUUUGCUUCGUCCUCGCCGCCUCUCUCUCCUGCUUCGUCCUCUUCAAAGCCGCCAACUUAGCCCGGAUCAUACAAACAUCCUCUCCCCUUCGCCAUGUCAUUCCCUCGUUUCCCGAUAUCUCUACCUCUGGUAGUGACGAGUACAAGCUUGAAAGAGUGUUAAAGAAUGCUGCCAUGAAAGAUGGAACAGUUAUUUUAACUACUUUAAACGAAGCUUGGGCAGCUCCAAAUUCGAUUGUUGACCUGUUUCUUGAGAGCUUUAGGAUUGGAGAUGGCACUCGUAAACUUCUGAAGCAUUUAGUGAUUAUUGCCUUGGAUGAGAAAGCAUUUUCCCGGUGUUUGGUUGUCCACAUCCAUUGCUUUGCCCUUGUCACUGAAGGGGUCGACUUUUCUCGGGAGGCCUAUUUUAUGACCCCUGACUACUUGAAGAUGAUGUGGAGAAGGAUCGAUUUCCUGCGGUCUGUUCUUGAAAUGGGAUACAACUUUGUUUUCACGGAUGCUGAUAUCAUGUGGUUUAGGGACCCAUUUCCCCUGUUUUAUUCAGAUGCAGAUUUUCAAAUUGCAUGUGAUCAUUUCUUGGGCAGCUCCUAUGAUUUGGAGAACAGACCAAAUGGGGGAUUUAACUUUGUCAGGUCCAAUAACCGGUCCAUGGAAUUUUACAAGUUCUGGUACAACUCACGUGAAGUGUAUCCAGGAUACCAUGACCAAGAUGUCCUUAACAUUAUCAAAUUUGAUGCUUUCGUCAUCGAUUUAGAAUUAAAGAUGAGAUUCUUGAAUACGGCUAACUUUGGUGGAUUUUGCGAACCAAGCAAAGAUUUGAAUCGAGUUUGUACAAUGCAUGCAAAUUGUUGUUUUGGUCUGGGCAACAAGAUUCAUGAUCUCAGAAUCAUGCUCGAGGACUGGAAACAAUAUAUGUCUUUGGCACCGAGCUUGAAGAUAUCAUCUAUAUCAUCCUGGAGGGUUCCUCAGAACUGCAGCCUUGUUCAAAGCCACCAUUACAAUUCACCCCAGAAGAGUGUUGAACCAGCAAAGGAAGAUUGAAAUCCUCUGUACAUGUAUCUCCAGGUUUUUUUUUCUUCACUUGGAAGCCUAUAGAAAACCUCUCAUUGUAGCAUACUACAAUGUGUAACACCCUUUGCGGGUGUGCUUGUCCAUGCCCUUAGCAGCUCCCUUUCCCCAACCUGGAGUAGGCUAGAUGUUAGUUGUAUCUCCAUGUAUGAUAAUAAUGUUUGUACUUAGGUGAUUGAUGGAUAAGGAUGGGAAGACGAAACGAAAAUCAAUAGGCAUUCACUUACCCACAAAAAAAAAAAAAAAAAAAAAGCAACAUGCGUUUAUCAAAAUAUAUGUUUGUAAGUUUGGUAGGCCAUAAAAAAAUCAAUAAGAUGUUGCUUUUUGUUU